Messenger RNA from Galendromus occidentalis (western predatory mite), 757 nucleotides. RefSeq lists its product as uncharacterized. NCBI's taxonomy places the organism in Eukaryota, Metazoa, Arthropoda, Arachnida, Mesostigmata, Phytoseiidae. Bases 109 to 459 code for a protein of 116 amino acids. The transcript is spliced from 5 exons. The record is from RefSeq and is a predicted model, not a curated record.
GUUCAGUCAAUCCAGGAUAAACUAGGGAACGUUCCGUCGGAAUCCCCUCUAAUUCGAUCGGCGGAGCCGAUUCCGUCCGGAAAUUCUCAAACCGCGACUCGACUUGUGAUGGCGUCUCCACGUGUUGAACAAAUUCAGAAUUUUCCCGAAGACGUCAUGGAGGCUGAGACGGUAUUUGUACUAGCAAUUUUUUCCGUCUUCUUCGUGGUCGGUGCGUCUCUCUUCUAUUACGCUUGCUGUGUCACCGACAAUGAGGAAGCUGUCAAGAAGCUACGGGAGUCCUUGAAGCGUCGUCGUAGCUCCGUCAAGAUCUCGAUGACAGCCAUGUCGCAGUUUCCUCAUACGAUAGCGCCGGUCCGAGAUAGCAGCUCGGUCGGUAUUCAAGUCAUGCCACCCACGCCAGAAGUUUUCCAGCCUCCUCCCGAAUUCAGCGAAGGAACCAGCCGCGGCCACAGCUAGAGCAGUCCACGGCUGACCUAAAUUCUCGGCUCCAUUCGCUUGCAGUAAAGGCAGUUCCUCGAGUAUGACCCCGAAUCGCACACCGUCUCCUGGUGCAAGGACCGGAGAGGAGCACAGGAACUCGAUCGAUUGUUCGAACCACUCGAACGUGUUGUCACUUCUACUUCAGGAGUACCUCAAUAGCUCCGUCGGAGCCAAGGGGAACGCCAACAGCCACUCGAACAGCAGUAGCAUCUCGUCAACCGGUGGAUCUCCAAAGGUCAUCCAUCUGUGAAAACCGUCCAUCUUAAUCUUCUGC